Molecule: messenger RNA, 839 nt
Organism: Microdochium trichocladiopsis
Lineage: Eukaryota; Fungi; Ascomycota; Sordariomycetes; Xylariales; Microdochiaceae
Exons: 2
Coding region: 89-682 (197 amino acids)
Source: RefSeq, a predicted model, not a curated record
GUGACAUUGCAUCCAAGACUCUGAGUAUCAAGCCAACGACCCCGAGCGCCAUCAAUCGCAGGCACUGUCCUCGCACCCACAAUACAUAAUGGCGUCCAAAGUCGCAGCGGCAGCUGCCGGUGGUGUCAUGAACAUCAACACGAAGCAAUGCGUCGUCUCUACCGGCGUCUGGGACAAGAUCCGCCGCGUCUUCGCCGUCGACCCCAACAGGUCAUCCGGUGUGCCCUUGAACCCAUACUACCGCAACCCGACUCCCGGCGGCACAGACCCAAUGCUUUACGACGAUCCCGUCACCGCCCCGGCUGGUGACAUCGCCGACAACCCGUACUGGAAGCGCGACGUCCGGAGGGCCUACCCGAAGCUCAGCUUUGUCAACCAGAGCGACGCCGUCAGCCUGCUGAGCGUUGGCAGCGCUGCUGCGCCCAAGCAGGAGCUCAUCGGCGAGGCCGGCGAAAAGUCGCUGGUUGCUGCUAAGCAGGAGGGCGAGACUGGUCUUGCGGCGUUCUUUGAGAAGAAGUCUGGUGCUGCCGUCGCUAAGGACCUGCUUGUAGAUGGCUUGCCCCCGCUACCCAGCGGCGUCAGCCUCAACGCGGAGAAGUGGGAUGUGUACAAGUACGAUCUGACAGACUCUUCGUAUGGAGAAGAGAAGCUGGUCACAUACCCUUGCCGAUCGUUCAAGUAGACGUGUCGAAUAAGGAGAGAAGUCGAAAUGGGAUGAGGACGACGGAGGAUGGACACUGUACAUAUGCGAAAAGAGACGACAACUCUAGAUUUUCUUGGCCCAAGUAUGAUGCAUACAAUCGACAAUGAUAUGUGGAAGGAUUGUGCAUGCUGGGAUG